GGGAAUAAGGAAAAGAAAAAAAGAAAAGUUGGAUGCAUACUUUAAUAAGGGUAGAUAUUUGAAUUUGCAGACUUGUGGUUACAAUUAUGCUCUGAAAUGGCAGUCAUUACGCUUUACAGUUGUACAAGCAACGCUGCAGAGAAAUCAGAUUACUGCUCAACCCCCAUGGCCGAACGGGAUCCAUUCCAUUCCAGGCUUCUUCAUCACUAUAGUCUUCUCUUUUUCCAUCUCUCUGUUCAUCAAUGAUUCAACCCCAGAAAGAAUUUCUUGCCAAAAAUUCAACUUCUUCUUUGAUUUUCCUUUCCCUUCUGGUUCUUCCAUCGUUUUCCUACCCUCACAUGGCGGCCACCCUUUAGCCAUUUUUGGCAUCUCCGAUUGUUUUUUGGGUUUCUUGUUUUAGUUUUUGGAUAUGGCUAUUCGAGGUGUCGAUUUCAAAUGGUACGAUGGCUUCUUCUUGUCUAUGCUUGCAACUAGUAUGUAUCCUUUUGCCAUAUGACUGCAAGCUGUUGCUAUUUAGGUUUGCUUGUUUUAACUCUUUUCAGAAAAUUGUAAUUGGAUUUCAUGAGCCUUCUCUUGCAUUCCUUCUGAGAUCAAGCUGUUCAACUAGAAACUUUGUUUCUUGUUUAUGUUACUUUUUUUCUUGCUUUCCUUUAACCCCCUGCUUGUGUUUUUUACUUAGCUUUUUGAGCGCUGGAAUGAUUAUAUAUGGGGUAUAAGUUUCAUUGUUAUAUUUCUUUAUCUCUUCUUUUCUUUAACUGUUUUGCUUGUUAGAAUCAUUGUGACCAUCAAUUGGAGAAGGUACAAUACUUGUACAUAUCCUUUGCACAUAUGGAUUGUGGUUGAUUAUACCUCUGUGUUUGCUUUUCGCCUUUUGUUGUUCAUAGAUAAUGCACUUUCAGCUGGAAUGGGAUUAUUUUGGAUGGCAGCAGCGGUAUGCUCGGUUUUGUGGAAGAGUCGUGGUUCUUUCUAUCUUGUCUCUAUUGCUCUACCCGUUUCUAUGUGCGUGGACUGUGAUUGGUACCCUGUGGUUUAGAGAUGCUAAAGACUGUUUACCUGAAGAGGGACAGAAAUGGGGUUUCCUUAUUUGGUUGCUUUUCAGCUACUGUGCCCUCCUUUGCAUUGCCUGCAUGUCAGUUGGAAAGUGGUUAGUGCGUAGACAAGCACACUUGUUCCGUGCCCAACAAGGCAUACCGGUAUCAGAAUAUGGAGUUCUAGUUGAUAUGAUUAGAGUUCCUGAUUGGGCAUAUGAAGCUGCAGGACUGGAAACACGAGCCAUUGGCCAAGAUGCUACUGGGUAUCAUCCCGGACUGUUCUUAACCUCAGCUCAGCGGGAAGCUGUGGAAGCUCUCAUCCAGGAACUUCCAAAGUUUAGGCUGAAGGCUGUCCCAACUGAUUGCAGUGAAUGCCCUAUUUGCCUUGAAGAGUUUCAUGUAGGGAAUGAGGUUCGUGGUAUGCCAUGUGCUCACAAUUUCCACGUUGAAUGUAUUGACGAAUGGCUUCGUCUGAAUGUCAAAUGUCCUCGAUGCCGCUCCUCCGUCUUCCCAAAUCUCGACCUCAGCGCUCUUUCUAACCUGCAUUCAGACACAGAACAAACAUCUCACAAUGCUUUUGUAACAACCCAACCUUCAAGUCUAUCGAGAUCAACUCCAACUCACGCAGCUCAUACCGAAAACAGUCUCCAAACUGAUACUGCCUUAGAUGCUUUGGAAAAUGGAAACUCACCCAUGCCAUCUGCUUCUCCUCAUUGAUCUACAACCAUCUUAACCAAAACUCCUCAGAAAGAUUCAACACUGAUAUAAACCAGAAAAAGCAAAAGAACACUGACAUCUUCUAUAGUUGUUCUAUUGUAAAUCCUUCUAAAAACUUGGCCAAAGAGUGAAUUUUUUGUUAGGUUUUUGAAAGAUGGUUAUAAAAUAUUUAUGAAUCUGACAGCGACCCUCAAAAUUUUAGCCAUGGAGGAAACAAGAGUUCACGUGGGUUUCUUCUGUUAGGCCAUGUUCAUGGCUCGUGGAUCUCAUAGAUUCCUCACCACUUGACAAAUAUUUCCCAUCAGAUCCUCCCUUUCCAUUUCCAACCCAUCUUUUUUGUCUUCUUCU
Molecule: messenger RNA, 2096 nt
Organism: Cucumis sativus (cucumber)
Lineage: Eukaryota; Viridiplantae; Streptophyta; Magnoliopsida; Cucurbitales; Cucurbitaceae
Product: E3 ubiquitin-protein ligase SIS3
Exons: 9
Coding region: 888-1748 (286 amino acids)
Biological process (GO): sugar mediated signaling pathway
Molecular function (GO): ubiquitin-protein transferase activity
Source: RefSeq, a predicted model, not a curated record